Messenger RNA from Fragaria vesca subsp. vesca, 1733 nucleotides. Its product is annotated as F-box protein At2g16365-like. Bases 147 to 1490 code for a protein of 447 amino acids. Lineage: Eukaryota; Viridiplantae; Streptophyta; Magnoliopsida; Rosales; Rosaceae. The transcript has 3 exons. Gene Ontology annotation, biological process: regulation of photomorphogenesis. The record is from RefSeq and is a predicted model, not a curated record.
AUGGAACCGACUCUCUUUUAUCACCUCUGCUUGUUGCAAACACUAAUAGUUACACUAGUUCCACAUUUUUGAUUCAUGAGGAGAAUAUCAAUAGCAAGUUAGCAUCUAGAAGCUCAGGUUGUUCAUUGUCAAGGCAGAAUGAUGCGAUGCUGUUACAACAUGAUCCCUCAAUGUCCCGUAAGCAUAUCCAGGAGACACAAAGUAAGUCUGGAGUUGGAUUGUUUCCAAACCAGAGCACUUCCUUAGAGGCCCCCAGACAUGAAAAAGAAUAUCGUGAAUAUUAUUCAGCCCCAAGCCUUCAACAUGCUGUUUGUAACACAGAGACCAUGAGAAUAUGUGCUGCUGUUGAUGCUGAGAAAGAAUCAUCUGGAUGUCUUCACAUGACAACCCCUUUUCCAAGAAAGACUGGUGGUAACUUGUCUGAAGAAGGUCACAUUUUUGGAGACACAACCGUAUCAACAAAAUUGAAAGGAAAAGCUUUCUGUGAGCUCCUUGUUUCCCCAGAGCAUGCUUUCCCUGUUCAGACCGAAUUGAAAUUGCUACCAUACAGGAGCGCUACAGACAGUGAAGAGGAAGAUGUAAGAGAUGGCAAGCGUCAUGCAAAUAAUUUGGACAAUGAAUCAUCAUCUGAAACUGAUACUAUGGACAUGGAUGUCUUCCAAUUCCAGGAUAACUUUCUUCUUGGUCUGGGUUCAUCACCAACGAAUGAGCAUACUCAGGGGGGCCAGAAGUCACCGACAUCUCAAUCUGCUUUUACUUCAGCUAGAGAAGAGGUCAGAGGUAGACGUCCGUUCACCAAAUUACCUGAUAUGAACGAAGAGCUUCCAGAGCUUGCAGGUUAUGCAAGCUUAGCUGAUGAAAGAGAGACAAGCACUUCAAGAACCCAAAGUUUGGAUGUGGAACAUCUCCUUUCCCAUGCUGAGCAGCCCACAAAUUCAAAAUCCAGUAGAAGUGAAGAUGGCCCUCAGGGACUAGAUCCGAAUUUCAGGUGGGUUAAACGCCUCAAGUUGAAUGCUUCUUACUUUGCUUAUGGUACAAGAAGCACUAAAAUGGGGGAGGCCUCUUCCCAUGAAAAGGUUAAUGCAGUUUUUAAGGAAAAUAUGAAAUGCAGUGCAACUAAUUCACAGCCUGCUGUGGGUAGAUUUCAUGGUAGGCAACAGAUGGCAUUAGAUGAAACUCCAAUGUCAUUAAGGACUGGUGAGUCGUCUUCCAGUGAUUCAGUGAGGACUAGUAGGGCAAAUGAAAAUAUACCACUCUCGCAUCCUUGGAUUAGGAGGUGGUCCCAUAAAGUAUUUGCACCCAACAAGAAUUCUGAAGCUGCGGUGGUUUCUCAACCUCAAAGUCCAAAGGCAAGAUUUGAUCAAUUUCAGAAAAAAAAGUUUCCAAGCAUUGCUGCUAUGGCACUUAUGGGGAAGGCCAUGAAUGGUUUCAAUCCAUGUGAGUUUGCAAAAAAGGGGUCUUUUGUGGUCUGGAAUACGAAGGGAUUUUAAAUAUUGAAGUUGUUCUUUGGAAACAAGUGUAUGCUACACCCACAAAGAAUGGGAUGCUCAUAAUUGAAGUGAUGGCUGAUUAUGGGUUGACGAUUCUGUGCAUCUGCAAGAAUCAAUUGAGUAAGCUAAAUGUGGAGUUAUAGUUACGGAUAUUGCAUUGGUAUGUAUCACUUGCAAUCUUGGUUUGUUUUCUAGAUAGAGUAGGUGGUAGGUGGAAUUUAAGAGGAGCCGUGAUAACCUCUU